This is a messenger RNA of Angiostrongylus costaricensis, 5700 nucleotides long. Lineage: Eukaryota; Metazoa; Nematoda; Chromadorea; Rhabditida; Metastrongylidae. The record is from the annotation of a GenBank genome assembly.
AUGACCCGCUGGUUUGGUGUAAACGAAGAGGCGGAUUUCAAGCACAUAGGGAACAAACCGGAAUCGGAGCAUUCAAGCUGUGCAUCGAAGGUGGCUGCACACGUACAAUUAUGGACGACGCAGAUAGGGACAUCCCCAGAUGUGAAUUCCACGAGCAACAUAUGCCAAGAUUUAUGCCCCUCAUCUCAAGACAAGGAGAACCAUGAAAAGCAAGCGAAACAUAAAAAGAAACUCCUCAUAUAUGAUUUUUUCGCUAAAGAGGUUCCGAAAUCUCAGUCAUUUGUUGGACCAUCUGUUCUCUUGAAACGGUACACUGCUUGCGGUGAACAAGCGAUUGGUCUGGAAUGUCUUCAUGAGCUGUAUUUCUCGUUCAAUUCGGUGCCUUGGUGGGCGUGUUCAAUUUGCUAUGAAUCAGGUGUGCUUACGGAACAAGCGGAUAUGCACCUUUUUUCAAGAGGUCAUAUUGAAACAUAUUUGGAUGAAUUCCAUUCUUCCAAAUUUUCUAAGGCAAGAUUUGUUGGAGAUCCACUCAAGGCUUUCAGACGAGAAAAUCUAGCACCUGAGUGCUUAGUCAUGGAUUCUAGUAUCACACUAAGUGGAGCUAUGGCAAGACUUGUUCAAUUUGAACGUGCAGUUUUGCCAGAAGUGGUCGCGCUCAGGAAGCCGUUUAGUUGGAGAAUGGAAAAGGAUCGUAGUUAUGGGCCAUUAUGUGGAUUGAAGUUUUUGGUUGCAUUCAACAAAGGAUAUUUUUGUCGACUCUGUUGCACACCUGUUGAAUCAGUCGAAAACCACUUCUCCAGCGAAUAUCACAUCAUGGAAUUUUUGACCGUGUUAUAUCCUGUGGAGAUGUACCAAGCUUUGCAGUACGGUCGAAUGUCUCGAAUGAGGAAGGCUGUGGAACUAAUUUCGAGAGCAACGUUUCGUUUGGAGAAUGAAAAAAGUCGCAGAGUUCAUAUUGACUGGUUCCCUCAAUGUCUAGCGGCGGUUUUGAAGCCGGAGUCGCAUGUCUUUCCUGCAGUUAUGCCAGCACUUUCACCUCUUGGACGUGACUCAAAUUGCUUGUUUUGUCAAGUCUGCCUAUUAUGUUUGAACGUUGCAAAAGACGUCAAAGAUGGUGGAGAAACACUUUGGAAUGCUCACUGUGAAGAGUUGUCGCACUUUGAAUUUGCUGUUCGAAGAGCGUGCCUCUUUUUCGAUGAAAAGUUCUUCGUACCGAUAUCGUCGAAGGUGCCGAAGGCUCCAAGAAUGCUGCAUGGUCAUUGGUGUGAAGUAAAGCAUUCGAAUAAUCGAAGCCUUCUUUCGAUGAUAUUGGUGCAAAAGAAAGCAAGAGCAAGUCGUGAAUUGAUGCUUGAAUGGCUGCAACGAUCUUCAUGUGAUGAACGUGAUGAGAUGCGUUCAUAUUCUCCUGAAAUUGCGAUCCGCAUGCUACAUUGGGGAAGCAUUUCUAUUCGUAAAGUUGAUGCGACUUCUUAUGGUUCUGAGCUUCGUCCAGCAUUUGAAUGCCUCAUGACGAUGGUUGAUAAAGUGGCAAGAGAUAACGUGGAGAAUUCGGUAAUCUCUGUCAAAGAAGCCUUAGACCUUGCAGGAGUGAGAAUUCUGGAAUUGAAACGAAAGAUCGGAAAAGUUGAAAGGAUGCUUUGUCGAUGCACGGUCAGUUUGUCCGAUAACAAUGCCCAUGUAUAUAGUAUUAGUUGCACAAAAUUCUGGAGUUUUGGAAGCGAUGAAUUCGUUAAAGGUAUUUUUUGCGUCAUCGUGGUUGGUGAAGCAUUUCUUGCCCAGAAAGUUGUCGAGGUGCUUGAAGAAGUGAUGGUCGGUAGGCGAGAGGUCUGAAAGGCCGCUCUUGAGAAUUCGGUAACGAUAAUUGAAAUGCCACCGAGUAAUCUAAGACGCCAACUAGUUCGUAACCGCCUAUACGACCGUCUAUGUGCAACGCAAAAUUGCAUGAUUUGCCCCAGUGGUAGAGAUGGUGACUGCAUGAGUUCGGGUACAGUCUAUCUGAUCUCUUGUAAAGCGUUUGAGGACGAAUACGUUGGGGAAGCGGGUCGACCACUCUGCAAGGUGGCGUGGCAAUGGAACGCGGUAAAGAAAGCGCAUGAAUUUGUGCUAACAGUGAUUGGACUCGAAGACUUAGUCGAAAGACGCAGCAGUGAGACAAUCGGUACUCACUCUCCCGACUUCUUCUGCAGACUAUGUGCUCUUGUGAUACCUCGCCAGUCCUCAUCUCUAGAGGCUCACGUCCGGUCUCUGCAGCACGUCUUAUUUUUUGUGCACAAAUACCAUCCUGACAUAAUCAUGGAGAUGGAUUCAUUAGCGGAAGGUGGAAUGCAGAUGCGCAAAAUUCUUGCUCAGCUUUUAAAGCGCCACGAACCAAAAAGUUUGCACUGUAUCCCUAUUUAUGAUCCCGUUGGCGAGCAAAAAAGGAAAGCUGUUAUUGCCAUGCAGAGAGCAAAAGAUGCGGAACGCCACCGUCAGUUGCCAGAAGUUAAGCAUGCAGAACAACAGCGGCUGAGGAACGAAGAGAAGCAUCGAAAACAGUGUGAGGUUGAAACUCAUCAAGAGGAAAGAAAGCUUGCUGAGCGAGGUCGCAAGGAAAAAGGGAUUCAUGGGCGUACUAAACGCCCUGAAGAAGAAGUUAACAUGCUGAACCUACAUAAAGAGGCUGCUCGUAAAGCGAAGGACGAAAAGCAAACUAUGGAAGAGAGUGAGAGAGAAGUUAUGGAAGCAGAACGUUUAAGAAGGCAAGAUGAACUUCGCAUGCUACUAGUUCAAGAAAAGCAGCGCUUGAAAGCUCUGCAGGUGAAGGAAGCAACCCAACGUCACCUUUUGGAAGAAAAGGAUAUGCUUGAGCGAAAAAUACAUGAACUGGAAAGAUGUCAUGAAGAUACCGUUGUGCUACAUAAAAUUCCCGCUCUUGAGCAGGAUUCCAGAUCCUCUUUUCAUAUGGGAGGACAUCCAACCUAUCCCAUUAACAAACCACGUGAAUUACAUCAGCAGUUAUGUUUUCUGGGACCUGACUCGCCAAAUAUGCGCAUUGGUCCAGUACUACCUCCCACUCCUCCAUUCAGUAUCUCGCCUAGCGGAAUGUGGAAAUCUCAGGAAAGCGUUUCACAAACAGUAUCUAAGCCAUUCGUCCCAAUAGCUAGCACUUCUGAGGAACAAACAAGAGUAAAAGAGGCUAGAACGGUCAUUGGUUUGAAGGUUAAACAGUCAGAGCUUGUAUGCCAAGAUACGACAUUUCGCCCAUCUCUUCGGGACAGAAAAGUGGAUCCAUAUAUUUCAAACGGAAAUAUAAUUCAGACUCGAGAUCAGCUUGUUGAUUUUAUUUGGAGACAGGGAGCAGAGCGUAUUCCAAUUAACGAAUUGCCCGUUAAAUUCAACCAGAAAGCGGCCGAAAUCGAAGGUGUGCUUGGAAUUGAUUCUCUUUAUGAGGUGGUCUGUGUGGAUUGUUCUGAUUUGGACACAUUUUAUUGCUCUAUGUGUGGAGUGUGGACCACGCCCAACGAUAUGUUUGAACAUUUGGAGACUACCGGUCACAAAUUGGCUUAUUUGUUUCGCAAUUACAAAAUGUACCAUCAAACGAUUGUAUCAGAGUCGAACUUUCUUGCUCGAUCUGCCAUGCUUAAUCAGUUCGCCAUAAAAAUUUGGAAGAUGGAACAACCACCAGGAAAAGUUUCUAACCGUUUACGAUCUUUACUCGAUCGUGCAACGAUUGAGCGAAUCUGGCCCGAAUGUACCACCAUUCUCGAUCAUUCUUGGAAGGACGAAGGUAUAACAGUAGGUCGUGUUGAAGUGCCGCCACCCAUUUCCAAGAAGGUAUUGAACCUAAUUGAUGAGGAAUCUGUUAAGUUGAAAGAAAAAGAAAAAUACAAGGACAAAAAGCAGUUCGUGGAAAGUAUCAGUGUGAAAAAAAGAGAUAAACAUUAUCCCAUUCCCAAGAAAAGAGGGAAGGAAAAAGAUGAAAGAGAAAAAGAGGAAAGCCUUCAUUCGAGAAAGCAUCUGCCAACAUUCGAAAAGCCGAAGCAAGGGAAUAAUCGAAGGCAAACAUCGCCUGAUCGAAAACGUCAUCGUAGCCGAAGUCUGGAAAGGCGCUUGUCGUGGGAAGCAAGUGCUGCUGCUUUUCUGACAAAGCUCGGUGAUCGGAAAGGUGCAGCGCUUGUAUCGCAGCCAUCAGGUAAUACUAAUGUUGUUGAUGAGAAGCUGAAACAGUGGAGAAACACUACAGAAUCACAGCCUACUGCGCACACCUCUUCAAUGGUGAAGGAAUUUUUGGAGCAUCAAGAGCGUUUAAAGAAAUUACAAGAGUUAAGGACGAUCACUGAGUCCGAUGAGAAAGCCCAGAUGCGGAAGUUACUAGGUGUGCUCAUCACCAUGCAACAGGAAGCGGAGAGGUGUGGUAGCUUAGAUAAAUCUAUGGUCGAUAAACUAUACAAAGAGGUGGGUCUGAAGAAGUCUAUAGACUCUAGUGAUCAGCUUCUUGCUCAGCUCUGUUCGCAGAUUUCUCAAAACAAUGAGACCAGUAAUAGAGCGGCAAUCGAACUUCAGUCAUUUGGUAUAAUUAAUCCAGAAAAUUUGCCGUUGCAAACAAGUUCUUCGAUCCUUGGUGGUGGAUUCUUUAAUUCUCAACCGCACCAUCUCACACCGCAAUCGGCUCGUCCAUCUCUGACACAAACUCUUCUAGAUGAGGUGAAACGUUCACUAGGCAAGCUAGAAUCGGCAAGGCAACUAUCGCCAAUCGUGAGGUCACCACCGUUUGUCAUCACUAAUCGAGACGAUAUGUUCCAAGGAACCGAGACAAUCCCAUAUAUCUAUCCAGGUUCAAAUUCCAUUGGAGCUAGUGAGAGCACUAAUCAAACAGGACUUGCAUCCAACGCUAGAGCCGCGUUGCCAUCUUCUGUUACUACUCAGGAUGAAAAGGCGUCAGGAAGUCGUGAACAGUUAUUCGAAAAUAGUAAGCAACUUAGAAAACAGGCCGCCGAAGAGAAUGUUGGUGGUAUCGAUGAUGAUGAUGAUUGGGAUUGUUUGGCCGAGGUGAUCAGUGGACCUUCACCAUUCAACGUCGACUUUGGAAAAUCUUCGAAAAUGCAUAGUAACUACAAACGUGAUGACGAAAAUAAUUUGAAGACACCUAUUGCAUCUGGCCAGAAGAUGCCGUUAGCGAGAACGAUCCUUCCCAACGGGGAAGCAUUGCCAAGUGCUACAUCUAUGCAGCAUGAAAUUUCGAAACAAGAAGAAUCGAGUAUGGAACAAAGUAGAAGUGGUUCAGCAUUUCAGGAAAUGUCGACACUCGCGUCGAAUCGCUUGUAUCUAUUCAAGAACACCGAGCGAAGUCACAUGAUUCGGGAUGCUCUUAAAAAGAAGUGCGCUGAGAAAUUGAGAGAGAAACGAAUGAACCAGUUCGCAUCCCGACGUAACAUGGAGUGUAUUGUGCGCGAAACGGUUAGUGCGGAGGUGAAAUCAGAUUUUGGCGAUUUGGAUGAGAAUGUGUUACUCGAGUUGUACGAGUCGAUAACAAAUUCCCUUAUUCAAGAACAGUAUGAAGAUAUUCAUCGUACUGAAGAGGAACGGCUAGCCGCUGACGUAGACGAGUUUAUGAAUCCUUCAGUAUACUGUCCGUCAUGUUUGCUUUCGCCGUUAUCCGUUGACGAAAGGUCCGCCAAAUGUCAGGCACGUAAUUUGAGCCCUAGCUUUGAAACAGUAUAA